CAACACUGGAAACAGCCUGGAAACGAGCAAUUCAUUAGAUUGACGUGUUGGUCUUGGGUUGCAUCUUGUAUGAACCUCCAUGAAAAAAUGAAACCAUCAGCACAGAAUGUCCCUUCAGAGGAACCAUCUUUACUUUACAGGGACAUAAAACACAAAUGAUUGACAGUUAAGAUCCAAGCAUGUGGCUCUUUACGUGACACAGUGAGAGUUUUGGUUCAAACAAGCAGAGCUGCUGACAGACGUCUGUCCUCACAAAGUCUUACAGAAACAUUGAGACAUUAAAACUGGAGAAGAAACUCAGGGCUGAAAAAGUUCUUCCAGUGGAUCGGACCUGAAGCUGCAGUGGAUAUUAUUAUAAACACAGUUAAUACUUUUAGAAAUGGGAAAGUUUUUUAGUUUGGUGAGUCACUUUCACAUAAUAAUCUGAUCUUUACCAUCAUAAUCAACAGCAUCUGUUCUGUUUUCAUGGCUUCUACUUUACAAAACGACCAGAAAUGAUUUAGUAUCAAGUUAAUCAGCAAUAAUAAUAAUAAUAAUAAUAAUAAUAAUAAUAAUAAUAAUAAUAAUAAAUUCAUGGAGGAUACUCAAAGUCCUCUACAGCAAAAUCUAUUUAUUAUUUAUUACAAUUAAACACAAAACCUUUCAGCAGAUUUAUAUUCAAUGUUAUUUUCAUUCAACCAAGAACUUUGAUUUUCAGAGAAAAAGAGACGACAAACAUAAACCAGUGUAGAUCUUGGAAAACAAUUCUCUAUUUUUAUUUAUCCUCCAUUGACAGAAAUGCAUAGAAAAAGUUUUCCAUAAUAAUAUAUAUAUAAUAAUGAAACCAACGAGGAGUUUCACGCCUCGUUGCCUCCAAACUUUACCUCCAUCCACAUUCAGGACAUCAUGAAAAAAUCUGUUGGUCAAAUUAAAAGAUUAAACCUAAAUCUGCCAAACGUAUGAAUAAUUUUGGGCCUAUUAUUUACUCAUCUUACAUCUUCAAAGGGUAAAUUAUGGAUUUUUUCUACAGGAAUUUCUCCACCAAACACAAGGAGGUCAUCUCUAAAAGUCUCCUGAUCCAACCAGGAUCUCCUGCUGUCUACCAGCUAAAGCUAAAACAGGAAGAGCUCGGACCUCUGACUAAAGUAACCUUGGGUAAAAGAAACAUCAGCAAGAUAAACAAAACCAUCUUACUAGUUGGAGAAUCAGGGGCUGGAAAAUCAACGCUGAUCAACACGAUGGUCAACUACAUCAUGGGAGUGAAGUGGGAGGAUCAGAUCUGGUUUCAGAUUGUGGAGGAGGACGGGAGGCAUCAGUCUGACAGUCAGACGUCAGACGUGAUCGUCUACCAGAUCUUUGGUUUUGAAGGUCAAACUGUGCCGUUCUCCCUGACCAUCAUCGAUACUCCGGGAUUUGGAGACACCAGGGGGAUCGAACACGACACAAUGGUCAGUCACAGGUUGUUUGACUUGUUUCGAUCAGAGGACGGAGUUCAUGAGAUCCAUGCAGUGGGUUUGGUGAUGAAGGCUACAGAUAAUCGUGUUAAUGACAGAUUAUCGUAUGUCCUGAACUCAGCGAUGUCUCUUUUUGGAAGAAACCUAGAGAACAACAUUGUUGCUCUUCUCACUCACUCAGAUGGACAGAGACCCAGAAAUGUGAUUGAAGCCCUUGAACAAAUGAAAAUCAAAUGUGCCAGAGAUGAGAAGAACCAGCCUGUUUACUUUCUGUUUGAUAACUGCCAGAAUGAAGACCGAACUGAGGAAGACGCAGAAUUCCUGCAAAUGGCAGAAAAACGUUCAGACAAAGGAAUGAGAGCGUUCACUGAGUUCCUGGAAAAAACGGCACCUAAAAGAGUGAUGAGCACCGCUCAGGUUUUGAACGAACGCAUCAGCCUGAUGGCGUCUCUGCAAAACCUCCAGGACCGAAUCCAGCUGACUGAACAGAGACAGAUGGAAAUUAAUAAAAUCAGAGAAGCUAUAGGGAAACAUUCAGAGGAAAUGAGGAAGAAUAAAAACUUCACUGUAGAAAUUACAGAAGUCUACAAGGUGAAGGAACCGACUAAAGGUAAAAAGUUGAUGAAGCUUAGUCUUUUUGAAAAAGCUGUGUGCUGCACAGUCUGUGAGGAAAACUGUCACUACCCUGGAUGUACACUAGUCCCGAGUCCACAACACUGCGAGGUGAUGAAGAGAGGCCGCUGCACCGUCUGCACGGGGAAAUGUCCUGCAUCGGCUCACGUCAGAGAGGCCUGGAGGUACGUCAACAAGACCAGACAGGUCCAGUGGACGAUGAAGGCUGUGGAAGAGAAAUACAUGAAGAACAAGACAGACUGCGAGAAGAAGUUAAGCCUUUUGAAACAAAUGGAAAAGGACAUGAAGGAACUUUCAACUCAGAAGUCCCAACUUGUUGAUGAAGCCUUCAAACACGUCGUUCGACUGGAGCAGAUCGCCCUGAAGGUUGAUUCGGUUUCUACAUUUUUGUACUUGGACUUUCUGAUUGAGAAGAUGAAAGACAAAGGAGACGGAGCGAGGGCGCAGAAACUGGAGGAGAUGAAGAGCAGACAGGAUGAAGGAACCAAGUUAGCACUGCAGUAUGUGUGGGGUAAAAUACCAGAACCAACGUAACCAACAGAACCAACGGAACCAACAGAACCAACGGAACCAACAGAACCAACAGAACCAACAGAACCAACAGAACCAACAGAACCAACGUAACCAA
Gambusia affinis (western mosquitofish) is the source of this 2694-nucleotide messenger RNA. RefSeq lists its product as uncharacterized. Gene Ontology annotation, molecular function: GTP binding. The record is from RefSeq and is a predicted model, not a curated record. Lineage: Eukaryota; Metazoa; Chordata; Actinopteri; Cyprinodontiformes; Poeciliidae. The transcript has a single exon. Bases 993 to 2600 code for a protein of 535 amino acids.